Loxodonta africana (African savanna elephant) is the source of this 5461-nucleotide messenger RNA. RefSeq names its product actin filament associated protein 1 like 1 (gene AFAP1L1). Gene Ontology annotation, cellular component: cytosol. The record is from RefSeq and is a predicted model, not a curated record. The transcript has 19 exons. Gene Ontology annotation, molecular function: SH3 domain binding. Bases 47 to 2353 code for a protein of 768 amino acids. NCBI's taxonomy places the organism in Eukaryota, Metazoa, Chordata, Mammalia, Proboscidea, Elephantidae.
GCCGGAGCCCCCGGAGCCUGGGCUCCUCACGUCCGGGUGACCCGCCAUGGACCGCGGCCGGGUGCUGGAACAGCUGCUCCCGGAGCUCACAGGGCUGCUCAGCCUCCUGGACCAUGAGUACCUCAGCGACACCACCCUGGAGAAGAAGAUGGCUGUGGCCUCCAUCCUGCAGAGCCUGCAGCCCCUCCCAGCAAAGGAAGUCUCCUACCUGUACGUGAACACAGCCGACCUCCACUCCGGGCCUAGCUUCGUGGAAUCCCUAUUUGAAGAAUUUGACUGUGACCUGAGUGACCUUCAGGACAUGCCAGAGGACGAUGGCGAGCCCAGCAAAGGAGCCAGCCCUGAGCCAGCCAAGAGCCCAGCUCUGAGGAAUGCAGCCGACCUGCCUCCACCACUCCCCAACAAGCCUCCACCUGAAGACUACUAUGAGGAGGCCCUUCCCCUGGGACCGGGCAAGUGCCCCGAGUACAUCAGCUCCCACAACAGCUGCAGCCCAGCCCAGUCGAUAGUGGAUGGCUACUACGAGGAUGCAGACAACAGCUACCCCACGACCAGGAUGAACGGGGAGCUGAAGAACUCCUACAAUGACUCUGACGCCAUGAGCAGCUCCUACGAGUCCUACGAUGAGGAGGAGGAGGAAGGGAAGGGGCAGCAGCCCAUGCACCAGUGGCCCUCGGAAGAGGCCUCCAUGCACCUGGUGAGAGACUGCAGGAUAUGCGCCUUCCUGCUGCGGAAAAAGCGCUUCGGGCAGUGGGCCAAGCAGCUGACCGUCAUCAGGGAGGACCAGCUUCUGUGUUACAAAAGCUCCAAGGACCGACAGCCACAUCUGAGGCUGGCUCUGGAUGCCUGCAAUGUCGUCUACAUGCCCAAGGACAGCCGACACAAGAGGCAUGAACUGCGCUUCUCCCAGGGGGGCGCCGAGGCCCUGGUGCUGGCACUGCAGAGCCGGGAGCAGGCGGAGGAGUGGCUGAAGGUCAUCCGAGAGGUGAGCAAGCCUGUUGGAGGAGGCGAAGCCGUGGAGGUCCCCAGGUCCCCAGUUCUCCUGUGCAAGCUGGACCUGGACAAGAGGCUGUCCCAGGAGAAGCAGACCUCAGACUCUGACAGCCUGGGAGUGAGCGACAACUGUUCCAUCCUUGGCCGCCGGGAAGCCUGUGACCAUGGCAAAGGGAAGAAGAGCAGCCUGGCAGAGCUGAAGGGCUCGGUGAGCAGGGUCGCAGGCCGCAAGAUCACCCGCAUCAUCAGCUUCUCCAAGAAGAAGCCGCUGGCUGAUGACCUACAGACGUCCUCCACCGAGGAGGAGGUUCCAUGCUGUGGCUAUCUGAACGUGCUGGUGAACCAGGGCUGGAAGGAACGCUGGUGCCGCCUGAAGUGCAACACUCUGUAUUUCCACAAGGAUCGCACAGACCUGCGGACCCAUGUGAACGCCAUCGCCCUCCGUGGUUGUGAGGUGGCCCCGGGCUUUGGGCCCAGACACCCAUUUGCCUUCAGGAUCCUGCGUAACCGGCAAGAGGUCGCCAUCUUGGAGGCAAGCUGCUCAGAGGACAUGGGCCGCUGGCUUGGCCUACUGCUGGUGGAGAUGGGCUCCCGAGUCACCCCUGAGGCACUGCACUAUGACUACGUGGACGUGGAGACCUUAACCAGCAUCGUCAGUGCUGGGCGAAACUCCUUCCUAUAUGCACGUUCUUGCCAGAAUCAGUGGCCUGAGCCGCGCGUCUAUGAUGAUGUUCCUUAUGAAAAGAUACAGGACGAGGAGCCCGAGCGUCCCACUGGAGCCCAGGUAAAACGCCACGCCUCCUCCUGCAGCGAGAAGUCCCAUCGAGUGGAUCCGCAGGUCAAAGUCAAGCGCCAUGCCUCCAGUGCCAAUCAAUACAAGUACGGCAAGAACCGAGCUGAGGAGGAUGCUCGGAGGUACCUGGUAGAAAAAGAGAAGCUAGAGAAAGAGAAAGAGACAAUCCGGACAGAGCUGAUGGCACUGCGGCAGGAGAAGAGGGAGCUGAAGGAGGCCAUUCGGAGCAACCCAGGAGCAAAGUUAAAGGCUCUGGAGGAGGCUGUGGCCACCCUGGAAGCUCAGUGCCGGGAGAAGGAGGAGCGCCGGAUCGACCUGGAGCUGCGGCUCGUGGCAGUGAAAGAGCGCUUACAGCAGUCCCUGGCCGGGGGUCCAGCCCUGGGGCUCUCCGUGACCAGCAAGAACAAGAGUGGGGAGACUGCAAAUAAACCCCAGGACAACGUGCCAGAGCAACCUCUUCCUGUCAACUGUGUUUCCGAGCUGAGGAAGAGGAGCCCAUCCAUCGUAACCUCCAACCAAGGCAGGGUGCUGCAGAAAGCCAAGGAAUGGGAAAUGAAGAAGACCUAGAAAGAGGAUGAAGGUUUUAUCCCAAAGGAGAUAUGAGCUUGUCCAUCUAAGGCAGCAAAGCUUUUUUACAAGGAUACACCAGGAGAAGACUGGAAGGAGCUCCCUUCUCUCUUGGGCAACCAAAAGACCAGCCUUUAUUGUCUGCAUGGCUUUAGGGGAUACGGGGAGGGAAGGAGGAGAAAAGAAGAGGGAAAUGGAGAACAUCCUCAGGACUGCAGAGGGUGGAAAAUGGAGUUGGGGGAGAAAAAAUUUUGCACGGUUGUAAAGGUUUUGCUAGAUGUCUUUACCUUCCCUCCUGAAGAAGAAAUGAAAGCACAUGCGAAUAAGCCAUUCCACCCUAGUCUCAGCAUCCCAUUCCUAGUCCUUAAGGGAAAGGAAGGCAGUGCUGAAACAUCAGUGGUACAGUGUAAAGAGAUGAGACUUGGUCAUAGGAUCACAGUUUUGCCAAGUGGAUUCACGUUGGGCCUUGCUGGCAACCUCUGGGCAAGACAAGCUUAAAAAUCAACAGAACUACCCCUGCCUCCUUAAGGAUGAACAUAAGCUAAAGAAAACAUCCAAAUUCUCAAUUAUUCCUCAUCUGCUUUAGAGCUAAGCAGAGUACAGCUACUGGAAUCUUCCAUAUUUGAGUGAUUUUAAAUCAGAGAUCCAAGUAUGCGGCAGGCAAGAAGAGGUUGAAUAGCUGGCAUAUUUUACCCUUGCAGUGACACUCAGUGACAGGAGCUUGGGUUUCUAACGUCCACAGGAUGUUGCAGGCAUUGUAGGGUGAGAUCAUGUGCUGUUAGUCAAACCCUUUGACCUAUUUCUAUAUGACACACAGCCUCCUGGGGCUACAGGUAGAAAUCCAUGUGACACUCUUUAUGACUUUAUCCUAAUGAAGUCCUCAUCUUGCACUUGGAGGCAUACCAGCCUGUCCUUCCACAACUGCUAUAAAGUAAAACUAUCAGGAAACCAAGAGGGUGGUGGCUCAUUUCUGCCACAUGGGUGCUAAGCUCUUUAUAAACACUUGAUAACUAUUACAGGGAGAACAAGAACCUCAAGUCCUGGGUAAUCUUACAUCCUGUGCCACUCACUACUGUCUCAACACUGUACGCACCUUAUAGGGCUUUAACACAAUUUCCUCCAAUUUAGAUAAGACCAUUUAAGAGUUCAGAGGCUAGCUCAAGGGGAGAGAAGGGAAAUCCCAGAACCACCACUGGACACUCUGCUAAAGGCUUUGCAUACUUCACCCCACCUGAAGUUUUACAGGAGUCCCUGGGUGGCACAAACUGUUAACAUGCUGAACUGCUAACCAAGAGGUUGGAGGUUCAAGUCCACCUAGAGGGGUGCCUCGGGAAAAAAAGGCCUUGUGAUCUACUUCUGAAAAAAUCAGCCAUUGAAAACCUUAUGGUUUUACUUUGACACACAUGGGAUUGCCAUAAGUCGGAGUCAACUCUAAGGCUGCUGGUGGUGGUGGUGGUGGUGGUGAGGUAGCUGGAGACCAGAGCAGGAAAAAUAACCUGACCAAAAUCACCCGGCUGAUCUGUGGCUGAGCAGAGGACUUAGAGGUUAUGAGCCUGGAUCCAGACCACUGGGUUUGGGCCCUGCCUCUGCCACUUAACAGCUGGGUGACCUUGUGAAAGUCACUUGAUCUCUCUGAUCCUUGCUUUCCUCACCUGUGAAAACAGGGUUAACAAUUGUAUUUUCAAGGAUAUUAGGGGUGCCCAGUGAAAUAAUACCUAGGAAGCUUCUGGCACAGUGUCUGAGAAAUAGGCAAUGCUCAGUUAAUAGUGGCUCCUCCUAUUAGCUAAUUAGCUGGAUAAGAAACGUCUGACUCAAAAGCCUGUGUUCUUUCCACUGAAGAAAUAAUUUUUAGAUGGUAAUUACAGACACUAAGGCUAAAAGGCAGUCAACCCAUAACUGACAGGUUUUCAUCCAGAUUCCACCUGAGUAUCUUCAGGGGAAAAAGGAGCUCACAUAUUCUGGAUUGUCAGUGUUCCUUUCUAAAAUGUGGAUUCUGGAAUGGCACCCAACACUCCAACUAUGUCCUCAGUGUGUAUCACAUUCUUUCUCAUGCAGUUGUUUUGGGGUUAAGUGUCUUUUCCCAUCAACAGUUUGUAGACACUUUGAGAGGAUAUGGACCUAAGUAGUAAAUAAUUAACAUUUACUGAGCACUCACCAUGCAUCAGGCCCUAAGCUAACCAGGGCAUGCAACCUGUGCUAAGCUAAGCAGCUGCUAAGCAACCUGGGCAGCUAAGACAAAUGCAAGCAAAAAUGGCUAAGGUAAGGAUGCCAAUUCCUGCUUUUUAAAAUGCCUCCUUUGAUUGUGUUUUUUUUUUUUCAAAGUACCGGCUCACGGUUCUGAGGUAGAUUGGAAGCUCCAUCCUUCCCAACAUUGCCAAGUAUUUGGACUGUCAGAAUUCUAGUGUCACUGGAUGCUUGAGGAGGUCCACCAACCCCUCUAAGUCUCAAUUUUCUCAUAUGUAAAAGGGGAUCAUAAUCCCUCCCUGCUAAAAGGAAACAGGGAUGGGAUAUAAAGAUGCCAAAGACUCCAGCUCUGUCCUCAUGAAACUCACAGACAAGGACAGAUCUGAACCAAUAACUAUGGUAAAAACAAGUCAUGCUAUAGUGAAGAUUCAAAAUGCUGAGGGCACACUUCCCAUUGUUUUAAAAAAAAAAAACUGACCCAAAAGGCUAUUCAAUAACUAAUCCUGCAACUCCAAGUACCUGGAUCCCAAUUACUACCAGUCCAUCUUCACAUCCUGUAAGCUUUCCAUCCUAAAUUGUUAGAAUUCAUUGUCUUCUUUCCAUCUCCAUGGACACCGUCCAACUUGAUUAAUUCAUUCAACUAAUACUUAUUGACUACCUACUAUGUUAGGAAGAAAGGCCGGGCAAUCUACUUGGAAAAUCGGCCUAUGAAAAUCUUCUGGAUCACAACGGUCCGAUCCAUAAGCAAUCAUGGGGAUUGUGAGGAUGGUGCUGGACCAAGCAGCCACAGGGCUGCCGCUGUGCAUGGAGUUGCCAUGAGCUGGGUGCCAACUGAAAGACAGCUAAGACCAACACCUACUAUAUGCACCUACUAUACUAGAUGCCGAGAGUCACAGCCGUGGACACGACAGACACCCUCAUGAA